Carica papaya (papaya) is the source of this 714-nucleotide messenger RNA. RefSeq names its product Putative membrane lipoprotein. The record is from RefSeq and is a predicted model, not a curated record. Lineage: Eukaryota; Viridiplantae; Streptophyta; Magnoliopsida; Brassicales; Caricaceae.
ACAAAUAUAUAGAUAUUUCAAAGUUUCGUAGGUUUUAAGUUCAUGGAGAUGAUGAAAAGAGAAAGAAAAGAAAGAGAACAGGAGGAAGAUGAAAGUGUAUACAUUACAGGUUUAUUCACAGCAGGAGUGGUUGUUUUAAUGGCGGGUCUAAGACGAGCAUUAGUGGUUUUUCUAGUCGAGCAAUGGCGAGAAUGGGUUUUCCUACUCCUAAAUCUUGUCCUCUUAGCCAUUGUUUUCACUUCCACCAGCACCAAAUCAGGUCAGGAAACUCAAGAGAACGCCAAGAAGGAUGAAGUUGAAAUCCAAAUGAAGAAAAAAGCCCAUUUUGAAGAACCCAAAAUUUGCCAAGAGUUGAACAGAAAGAGAAGAAGCUGUGAAGGUGGAGGUGAAGGUGAAGUUGAAGGAGAGCAUAAACUAUCAAAGGAGGAAUUGAAUGAGAGAGCUGAAGCUUUCAUUGCAAUGUUUAGGCAGCAUUUGGUUUCUGAUGCAAGAAAAGGCCUUCUUCUAUCAAGAACCAAACAAGAAAACAAGAGAGCUGAGUAUUUUGUUUUGGAGAUUUAGAGCCUAAUUAAUUAUUCCAUUUUAAUAUUUUUAUUAUUAGAAACUGCAAUUCAAAUUGCAUACUCGUGGGGAGCAGGAAUGUAGAUAUACUUUUGAGUAUGUUCAAAUCAUCAUUUAUUUUUCUUAAAAGAAAAUUUCGAGUCAUUUUGAUGA